GAGGUGCCAAAGUAAGCAGUUGUUGAUUGUGGUUGAUUGUGUGCCGAUUGGAAGACGCGCGAUGGGUGACGCGAUCAACUUUGGACCGGCGUGGUUGCGCAAGGUUGCGUUUGACUCCAACACCAAUAGUAGCAACAACAGCAACCAUCAAAACAAUACCAGCGGCAGCCAUAGCAACAGCAGCGGUCAGUCGAUGAACAACAGUAGCAGCAGCAGCAGCAGUGGCGGUAGCGCCAGCAUCAACACCAGUAACACCAUCACCACCCUCGUCAACAACAGUGGCGGUGGUGGUGGUGUUGGGCUUCACCAUCAGCAGCACCAUUCGAACCACCAACAUUCGCAGCACCAUCAUGGCCUAUCCGGUGCCGGUACUGCUGCUGCUAAUAACGGUGCACCGACAACCCGAUACGCGCUGGCCGAGUUCCGCUACGGGCGAGAAGAGAUGUUGGCAUUGUUUGACAGCAAAACGCUCAAAGGUCCGGAGAUACUGGUCAACUACAAGCACUUGUACGUAGAGAAGGUGCAACCGCCCCUCGCCCUGACCCCCUGCCCGGAGGAGGAACUUGCCACGGAACCGGACUCAAGACGCAUUUGGCAAUCGCGAAGUAUUUCGAUGGGAAUACCGAGUCGCGGUGGUGGACGCGGUGUCUCAGUUGAUCGCGGCCGUGGCCGAGGACGUGGCGCCUACACAAGCUACACUCGUUCGACCUCAUUCUACGAUGAUGAAUCCAGGGGUGCAGGAAGAGGGGAACGGCCAUGGUUGGAGCGCAACGGUAGUGCUGGUGGAAGUGGCGCGUUGGGUGGUGGAGGUGGAAUCGGUGACAUCGAGUGGAACAGUUCGUCAUCCAGCCCGAGGAAAGAUUACGGCUCGCGGAUCCGUUCCUCGGCCGGUGGUACCACGGAGAGCUGGCGCCGUUCGCGUACCGAUGAUGACAAUACUAGCAACGGAAUUGGUGGCGGUGGUGACUGGCGCUCCGGUGGCAGCGGCAGUCUUGCCAGUGGUCGUGACAAGUGGUCGCGUUCGACGAGCUGGCGCGACGAGGACAGUUCGUCCCACGGGUUGCUUGAGAGAAGUCUCAAUAGCAGCAGUGAGCGAAUGAUCUCUGUACCGGCGUACAAAUCCCGGCUAUCGGGGGCCGGUCACGGUGGGAACGAGCUGCUGAACAGCAGUGCAUCCGGUGGUCACUCGUCGGGACCGGAUAAGCGUCGCCCGCACUAUGACGCGGAUGAGCUGCCCGAGUGGGCAACGGAAAAUCCGUGCGAUUUCGGUGGGAGCUUCGAUGCAACCGGGGCGUUUCAUGAUUCCGAUAAUGACACUGAAGGAGCCAAUACUGCUGGUGGUGGAGGGGGCCGGUUCGAUGCAUCUGACAGUGGAAGUAGCAGUGUCAAACCGGCAUCACAAAAAACGAAGGAUAGUGAACGAUCGAAGCCGCCCGCGGAGAGGCGCCUCGGUGAAAGCGGCAUGCUUGUUGGAAGUGGCACCGUCCGAGAUGACGCGGCGACGAGCUCGACUUCCGCAUCAUCGUCGUUGUCAUCAGCAUCGGGCGCCAAGAGUUCCGGAGCCGAGUACGGUAAUGACAAGGACCGAACAAUUGACGAUGAAGAAACGAUGAAUCACUCCGCGAACAAGGAGCUAGAGGGGCUGCAAAGUGACAAUAAUGGCAGCCAGACAGCGUUCACUCCAAGCUCGACUGUCAAUAGUAAGACAGGUAGUAGUAUGGAGCGCGAAAGCCGGGAAAAGGAUAGCACUACGAAGAGAGAUUCCCAAGAUGAAAGACCUAGUGGUGUGGUGGCAACUUCGGAAGUUUCUUCUUCUGUCAAAGGCCGUUCUGCGUCGUGCGAAUCGAUCGAAUCAGCUGUAUCGGAACCCGUUGCUCUUAGCACUCCCGCGUGGGGCAAGACAAACGAACUACCUUCGGGUGCCAACGAUGGUGGUAGCACUGUUACCGAAAGAGGAAACGGUGACAAUGCAUCGCAAGCCGCCGGCAAAAGUCAACCGGCAUCGUUACCACUGUCAACGGAAAAUGAACCGAAAAAGUCUCCCUCCAGCACGAGUGUUGAUCGUAUGCAGGAGGUAGCCGACGACAUGGUGGCACAACUGAUUAUGGACGACGAGUUUCUGGUGACUGACGGUGAUCCGUCUGUCAGUGGGCUGGGAGGGCCUUCGGCUGCAUCCGCAGCGAGACACGCCGGGUUAGAAAAGUCGCCCGUUUUCGGAAUGUCGUCUGUAAGUGGACAAGUGUCAGCAGCAGCAGCGAUGGGUAUGGCAGGUAGUGUUAGAGCUACCGGCGGUCUUCCUUUGAACAUGGUCCUACCGAAGUCACCCAUGCCCAUGCAACCGAUACUGAACCACAACGUUCAUCGAGUGAAUGCGCUCCUGAUGUCGGAUGUUAGCAGUCGAGUGCACGUUGGUGGUGGCAGUGGUGCUGGAGGGGCGGUUGCACCUGGGAUAUCGCAGUUACAUCAUCUGAUGACAACGCCAGCACCGGGAACCGACGUCUGGUACUAUCGCGAUCCGCAGGGUAAGGUUCAGGGUCCAUUUCCAGCUUCAGAAAUGACCGAAUGGUACCGAGCCGGAUACUUUGACGAUUCGCUCUCGGUGCGCCGAGCCUGCGACGAAGUGUACACUACGCUCGGCACGCUGGUAGCACUUUGUGGAGGGUCCAUUCCGUUCCUUAACUCGAUGACCAUACCGCCGAUCAAAACCAGUGGGGGCACUAACGGAACUUCCGGAAUAAAGCAAUCUUCUCAGCAACAACAAACUUCCCAGCAGCAACCAGGGCCUGGAACGCAAAUCCAACCAAAAGCGGCGGGAGGUAACGUUUCCGGAGUAGUUCAACCGUCACCUGUGAACCAACAGCAACCUUCCAUAGGUGGACCGCAGACGGGUCAGCCCCAGCCAUCUGCGUUGCACACGUCUGGUCAAGGUGGUGUUUCUUCGGCGGCUGUUGGUGGUAUGCCGGCACCACCAACAGAGCAAGAGUUGCAACAGAUGAAACGGCUACAUGUAAUCCGACAACAUAGUUUGUUGAUACAGAAGUUGCACAACUCGGAGGGCUGGCACUUGUUGUCGCCGGAGCAACAGAACGCCAUCAUAACGCAACAAAUGAACCAACUGGUGAGUGUCGACGGUAUGUUGAUGUCACCGUCAUUGCCGGGUCAUCAGCAGCAAUCUUCGGUGGGACCAUCGCCAGGUUCAAGCAUUUUCAGUGGCGGCCCCAGCAUACCACAACAGGCUGGUCAGGACGUGCUAGUCAAUCUAAAGCUGCGGGAUAUUCCACCACAUCCGCAGCAACAGCCGCAAUCAUCUCAACUGCCAUUGCUGGAGCAGCUCCAGAAGUCCGGUAACCACCAGCAUAACAACUUCUUGAAACUGCACAUGCCAGAGUUUGUGCAACCCCAACAGGUGGCUGGUGCACGACCGAUGAUGAAUAUACUGAAUGCUGACUCUGCAGCUGCAGUCACGGGGGGCCACGACCCGCUUGGGCAGUUGAUGCAUGGUAUCAAUUUUAAUCAGCAACCACCAGUACAAAACCUCGGCCCACUGGGCCCGCCCAAUCUAAUGAUGAAUCGCGGCGGCUUGGCCAUGCACCAACAACCGACACCUCAAUCACAACAGUCACACCCGGCGGGCAAACCGACGGUGGAUAACGACCCGAUUCAAUCACUUUUCAUGCAGCUCUCAAUGAACAAGAAUCAGCAACAUCCACAGCUAACGCCACAUCAACAACAGUCGUCGAAGGCAGCUGCAGAACUGAUAACACCUUGGCUGCACACGACGGCAGGUCAACAACAAUCUCAACCCCCGACCAGUGGUGGUGCCUCUGGUGGCGGUGGUGGAAUGCCCGGCGUGAUGCCCUGCAGCAGUGCUAGUGUUCCCGGAGCCGCUGGGCCUGCUUGGGGUGAUUUGCCACCUCCGCCAACGAGUGCCUCAUUUGCAUCUUUAAUGCAACAACAACAGUCGCAGUCUCAUCUUCCUGUCGCUGGUCAUCCGCUUCUGAUGAACAGCGGUGGACCAUCGAAUGAACCACAGGCACCAUCCGUGGCCUCGCUUUUCAAGCAUCAUCAGCAAGUCGAAAAGCAGCAGCAGCUUGAAAAGGAGCAACUGUUGCAGCAUCAGCAACAUUUUGUGCAACUGCAGCAACACCAACAGCAGCAACUGCAGUCUGAGAGUGAAGUUCUCGCUCAGCAGAAACAGCAACUGCAGCAACAGCCGCAUCCUUCGCAGCACCUACAGGAUCAGCAUCAACUAUUACAUCAGCAGCAGCUGCAGCACCUCCAGCAGCAGCAACAGUUGCAGCAAUUGCAACAACAGCAGCUACCACACCCAGAAGAGGAACGUUUCAAUCAAAAACCUCAAACGAAAGAAGAACAAAAGAAGGAGCUGAUGGGUGGACAGCAGCCGCCGCAUGGCGGGAGUAUCGGUAAGAAACAAAACAACAAGCAACUUAAUCACGUCGAUGUUGAUGAAAAAGCAACUUCGGACUCGUCGUUAAGUGGACAGCAGCAGCCGACGCAGCCGAAAGCGAAAAAACCAUCCAAAAGCAACAACCAUACACACGGCGGCGGCAGUAGCAACAGCAAUGGUCACAAUAAUUUGGUGAACGAAAAUGAAACGGAAUUCAUCUGUGUGAAGAAAGAAAUGGAAGAAAAGAAACGCUUGAAGGAGCUGAAGAAGCUGCAGCAAGAGGAACAGAAGCGAAAGCUAGUAGAAGAAAAAAAACGCCAAGAGGAACAGGAUGCUCAAAAGAAGGCCAAACUGUUGGAAUCGCAGCGGCGAGAGGCGAUCAAAAUUCAGGAACAACAACAGCAGCAACAACAACAACCAUCUCAUCAGCAGGUGGCACGUGCCGCUAGCAAGCCCGCUCCGUGGUCCGCAGCAGUGGCAGAGGUUGCCACCAGUGGUCUAAGUUUGGCUGAAAUUCAGAAGGCCGAACGCGAGCGGCGCGCCCUGCUAGCACGCCAAGAACAAACCAUGCGCGAACAACAAGAGCAGCAGCAGUUGCUCGUGUUACAGGCACAGCUCGACAGUAAGCUAAAAUGGGAUGCUCAUCUUGUACCGGCAAACGUGAAGCCAUUGGCGGAAAUACAAGCGGAAGAAGCUGCGGCCGCUGAGCGUGCACGGGAGAAGAACUUCAACGUGUCGGGGCUGACGGUAGCAGCCAUUACGGCCCAGCCGGCUAAGGUUGGCAAAAAAGAUGAGACACUGACUUUGGGAACGGCGGUGUGGCAAGGCCAGAGUGGCAGUAGCUUGCUGUACUGGAACUCGGGCAAACCGUGGGGUGCCGAAGGAAGCAAUGAGACGACUUCAUCGUUCGCCACUGGCAACGCUAUGAGCAACAACAUAAGCUCCGGUGGUUUCUGGGAGGAACCGACACAGCCGACCCCUGCCGUUGCCGUUGGUAAGGGUGGAAAUCAUGCUCGUAAGACACAAACUCAUGGCUCGACCACGAGUGUCGCUGCGCCUGGCAAACAACAGCAGCAGCAACAGCAGCAGCAGUUCCUGAGUAAAAGCAAGACCAUGGGCAGCAUUUCAACCCCCUCUACGUCGACAGUUAACGCAGCCAGGCAGCAGCAACAGAAACAACAGCAGUCCGGCGGCUUGGUCAAGGGAGGAUCGUCGGCAGCGGGAGGGGUUGGUGGUGGUGCCAAAACCGGCAAGACUUCCAAUGCAUGGGGCAACGCAGCUGAUCGUAAAGAGGAUCGUAAAAAUCAGAAUGAGCAAAACAAUGAGUUUACCAGCUGGUGUUCACGUGCGCUCAGCUCGCUGAAUAGCAAUGUCGACAUUCCAACAUUUGUUGGUUUUCUGCAGGACAUCGAGUCACCGUACGAGGUUAAGGAAUACAUCCGUGUAUACUUAGGUGAAACAAAAGAGUGUUCUGAAUUCUCGAAGCAAUUCCUCGAGCGACGCUCCAAGUACAAAAAUCAGCAGCGCCAAAAGAAUGCCCACAUUGAUGAUAUGUGCAAGCCAGCACCGGCUAUAAAUCCAUCAUCGAACGAUUUCCAAGAAAUCAAAGGUAAGGGUAAGAAAAUUAAGAAAAAUAAAAUGACCAAGCUCGAUAAUCGAAUUUUGGGCUUCUCCGUCACGGCGGCACCGGAUCGACUGAACGUUGGCGAUCGAGAUUACGGCGACAAUGCUUAAAGUAACAGUGAACAGUAGACGGGAGGCGAAAGCCGUAGCAAGGCAGACAUUUUCAAUGCGUUUAGGGAAUCGAUAAUAAACGGAAACGAAUUGCAACGAGGAAGGAACCACACAAAUAUGGUUAAAGUUAGAUUGGCAUUGGCGGCAUGCUUUUAGGAACGACGCAAGAUCAAUGUGAAAAACAGGAAACGAGGGCAAAUUGUGCAUAAAAAACGUUAAACAAUAUCUCUGUACAAAGCUGUGUGUAGGCGGGGAAUGUUGCGAAUGAUUUUUGCUCUGUUUCUGUUUCUCUUUUCUUUCGGAAGUGCAAUGAAAUGAAAGUAAUGACGAUGAUCUUCUUUCAUUGCCCAACAACGUUCGCAAGUAAUGUUGUUCUUGUGUUUUUGGAGAAAGAGAUAAUGGCUGCGAGUUACGAACAAUUGAAAUUAUGUAACACUGUUGUCGAGAACAUCAUUCGAUCGCCACAGCAGUUGAGUUUUGUGACAUUUGUUAAGGAUUUGAAAGCUUAUUCGCGGCACAAGUAGUACCAACACGAAACGAGAACAAACACGGAAAAAUUCAUCAAUUGCAAUCCGUUGUGAUGUUUCGCCACAAAAAAAGGAACAAAGGACGAACGCGUGAGAAUCAAGGAGGGUGGAUUGAUCUUAAAGUUGAUCGUACAAUUGUUAGACUAUAAAUAUGCUUUGAUUUUUAAAACUUACUUAAUUUUUUUCCCCCAAAACCGUAGGGAUUUACUGUUGAAUGUUUCAUUCAAUUUGUGCGAUUGAAAGUUUGGUUUUCUGUUAUUUUCUGCUGAAAUAAUUUUCGUUUAAGCACAUCUGCCUUGUCGUCUAUUCGAAUGUGCUCCACAUUUGCUGAUAAAUUGUGUUGUUUACUCAUAAUAGAAUUUCGGCGUUUCCAUGGGUGAAUGCUUUAAAAAAUGCGCCGUUUGUUCCAACAAACUCGUAAUGGAAUAAUGAAUCUUUUCAGUCUAAGAUUCCGCGCAAAUGUGUGCAAAAUUACGUCGUCCUGCGUUCUUGCAAUCUGUGGGACAGUGUUAGGGGAAAAUGUAUAUUACUGUUGCAACACUUUCUAAAAGAAAAACAACAUGGUACACGGAACUAAAGCAGACGGUAUUUCGGUUCCGCCGUUAAUAACAAUAAUUGUUUAGCCAGAGCCUUCUAAAGGACCACCAUGCCCAAUGAAAAGCAUCUUUAAAGUAAGAAACGGUAGGAUACGUAAGAGGAAUAACUCCGCCUAAGGUGGAUGUUGUUCAGAAACAUCGUAACUAAUUUACAUCCUUCGUGUUGCCGCAAGAUAUCGAAUUGUGCCCUCGAAACCCUUAAGAAAUCUUCCAUCGUCAAACUCAGUGGAAGGUGCUGACUGUACCAGAAUUUCAAUGUGUGGCAAGUGUCGCGAAUCCAAGAAGAAUGACUGCAUCAGCAACGUGUUGCAAGCGUUAGCGCUUUCAGAAAGAUCAAACGCUGCAUACGAGAGACUUAGCAAGUGACAACGUAGUUUACGUCGUUAAUUUUAUAUGAUUCGUAAGAAAUGCAGGAUAGAACCACAACAUGCCGAUCGUAAGUAAACGCCAUGAUCAAUUGCAAGAAAUAAAACACUGUUGGUACUAAAAGUGGUGUGAGUCGAUGCGUUCGAAAGUAGUGACAAAGUGUUCGGCUUUUCUUGUGUUGAUUGAUUUCCGUAUUUGCUUUGUUAUAAAUUUACUUUGAGAACCGUUUUUCUGAUCGGAUGGUCCAAAUAAAGCACUUCGGUUAUCGCAGAAAACAACGUUUUACCCUUACAUUGUCCAAGCGUGCUUAGCAUUGCCAAUUAUGAAUGUUUUCCAACAAAGCACAAAACACAUGGCACGCGACAGUUAUCAGCCAUAGGUGACGCUGGAAAUAACUCCGAAAACGAUUGCCAAUGGCUGUAGAGUUAGGAAUGAAAACAGUAUCGGUUGGUCUGCGAGAAAGAAAGGCAUAAUCAGGUGAGCCGCGAUCGAUUGCGAACAUACAAAGUUUCUGUAUCAAUAGAGUGAAGAGAACACUUUAUCAAUCUUAUUCCUGAAUUGUAAGUAAAAUGAAUAAAAAGACAGGGAAAAGAUGAUAACGUGCACGUAAAACCUAAAUAACGACCGUUUCAUAUAUGAUGAAAUACAGAUACAGUUAGACGUUAUGUAUCCUAGAAUACCAAGGGGGAGUUGACAUUUUAUUUUGGGGCCACCACUUGUUUGGUCUGUCGUUCGGU
This is a messenger RNA of Anopheles bellator, 8368 nucleotides long. It is a transcript of the gene Gyf, whose product is annotated as GIGYF family protein Gyf. Gene Ontology annotation, molecular function: protein binding. The transcript is spliced from 8 exons. Lineage: Eukaryota; Metazoa; Arthropoda; Insecta; Diptera; Culicidae. Bases 62 to 6142 code for a protein of 2026 amino acids. The record is from RefSeq and is a predicted model, not a curated record.